Messenger RNA from Acanthaster planci (crown-of-thorns starfish), 4992 nucleotides. RefSeq lists its product as uncharacterized. Gene Ontology annotation, biological process: negative regulation of gene expression, epigenetic; protein localization to heterochromatin; negative regulation of DNA-templated transcription. Gene Ontology annotation, cellular component: nucleoplasm. The record is from RefSeq and is a predicted model, not a curated record. Lineage: Eukaryota; Metazoa; Echinodermata; Asteroidea; Valvatida; Acanthasteridae. Gene Ontology annotation, molecular function: nucleic acid binding.
CGCGCGAGGCAGACACAAUUGCUUGCGAUUGACAAAUUGCUUGUCGGGCCAUAUAUGGAGUUGUGCAGUCAGGUGUAAAAGAGCAAAUUAUGGUCUGCCAGGGGAUGGUGUCGUCGCUGACUUGUGGGUUGGUUGCCAUGGUGAUAGAAACAGAAAAACAAGGAAUUAGGAGGAGGGGAGGUCGUGUCGUUGGAAGGGAGUCAGUUGGUCUGCCAAUGAGCACGUGCGACGUGGCCAUGACUACACUCGACAGCACACAGCACAGCCCGACGACUGCAGAGUGGUAACAAAUCAUCUACAUGAAGCAAUAUCAGUUGGACAAGGAGAUAGCUGCCGACGAGUUUGCAUUCAGAAAUGCCAUCAGUAAGCAUAAUGCAGCCUUGUCUGUAUGCCACCAUGACAGCCGUCCUGUGGACUCUCGCUGGGAUGCCACUCUGGAGACAUCUUUAGUCAGUGUUUGUAUUCAGCCCGGGUACACGAACACCAUUCUCUUUGGAUACAAGGUUCACCUGUCCUUCUUUAAGAAACAUUUUGCAAGGAUACACGCUCCCACGAUAAACAAUAUCUUCAUGCAAGAUAAGCUUCGAAAGUUGCGGGCCCAAGCAACACGUAGACCUCUUUUCUACAGGACUCGGCAGUUCCAUGGCCACUACUCACCUGUACGUGUCUUCAGACCCAGAACGAGGCGGCGAAGUCGUUCAUCAUCGAGUGGUUCAGACUGCAGCAUCAGCCCAGACCGAAAGCGUCGUGACAGGAGCAGGGACGGCGCUGAAACCAAGAGGCGCAGACGGUCUCAUUCCCGUUCUCGGUCAUCAAGGUCCACAUCCAGAUCAGAAACACCAACCCGAUUUUCUCCAAACUCGAGCCACUCAAAGAGAUCGUCCUCCAAUGACAAGACGAGCAGCUACCCUAAUCAUGUGCGAAAAUUGUGUUCAAAGGUGACCGUAGUUGAAAACAACCAGCCAAAGAAAUUCAGUGACAGCUCGCAAUCUUCAAAGGAACGCUCACAAGAGCACAGAUCUCCGACCAGGGGAAAGCCUAGGACACAGUCGCCGAGCAAGGAUCCGUUUCUGUCAAAUUUCUCACCGGUGUCGUUUGGGAGUGAUGACGAUGCGAUGCUGAUGACCCCCACCCCGGAGCCCACAACUGACGGGGACCCCCAGGGUGGGGCAAUGUCACAGAAGGACCAAUUGGCCACCUCGUACUUUGCCAUCAAGAAGGCUGGACAGCUCACCGAGGCCUGGAUUCAAUCGGAGGGGGACUCAACACCUGAUGGUGGAGGCACCCCCUCACCCAGGGGGUCCUCCCUGGCACCCAAGCAGGCUGACAAGGAACGCCACAGCGUUUCCAGCAAGGUGGGCCCCUUCACCGAGAUCCGAGCCAUGGACCGGCCCUGGCAGCUGAAACCACUGACAGUGCAGGAUGAGUGCUCGUCAGGCAGUGCCAGCAGCAAGCACACCGAUUCAUCAUACGUCAUCAAGUCUCCGUCCAGCGGAAACGGCUCUGCAACGUCCCUCAGCAGCGAGGGCACCAUUGCGGGAAAUCAGAUAGUCAUGCAGACCAACCGGACCGAGGCUGGCUUCGUGGGCUCCCUCAGUGGCACGGCCCAAAUCCGACAACCGAGCCUUUCCUCCCCGCCCAGACCUCAACUUCAUCCUAUUCCCCAUGAGGGGACGUGGUCACCCGGAAGCAGCCGCCUCCAGAGCCCCUCAUCAAGUCUUGGGGCCACCCCACCCAAGGUCAACGGUGUCAGGAAGGGAGAAGUGAUUCAAACCAAACUAGAGAGAUUGCAAGCCAAAAAGGAGGAGAUCAUACGGGCGUACAAGCAAGAUUGUGAUACUUUUGCAACAGUUGUCAGGAUGCUGAUCAGGAAGGACCCAGAGUUAGAGCAGCGUCUUCAGCAAGCCUUGAGAGAGAAUCUCACAGAGAUAGGACAGCGUUGCGUCCAGGAAUUGCAGGAGAUGGUGGAACAGAUCAAAGAUUGAAGGGGCACUGCUCAAAGUUAAGAGCAAACUAUACUUCGGUUUUCAGUUUUUUGUACUAUGGCCGCAUCCGAAUCUCUUGUCUAGAGCUAGGCUAGGUCUUUGCUCCAUUGGAAAUGUGUGGAGAAACGUAGACAAUAGACCUAGCCAUAGCUCUGGAAGCCCGUUUCGGACACGGCCUAUGUCUCAAAAAUGAUCUACCCAAGUUCAGAUGGUGCCCAAGUCUAGAUCAGGCCCAACUUCAGAUAGGCAUGAGCUGGUCACUUCCCAUUAGGAAAUGGGACAAAUAUGAGGCCUGCCACCAAAAUGUAACCAGACUAUCGCAUAGUUUUAUCCACACAAUGGCCAAUUGGAGUCUUGAUUUAAAUCCAGGUAAUUUUGGUUUUUUUUAAUGGGGGGGUGUCACGGUUGUUAGUUGCCAUUGUUCAUGGCCUUGUGUUGUCCAGUACUGCUGUAGAUAGCCACAUCUUGUUGAAUUACUUGUAAUCACGGUCUCACUUGAGUCAAAGACAAUGACUGAGACGGAUGACAACAUCUGAGGACCUUAUCCAAUGUGUUUGUGCCUGCAAGGGAUAGUGGAGGGUUCCAUGUUUGCUGAUGAAUUCUUUGGUUCAGUGCUUUGCCCUUGAGAGUAAUGAGCCCACAACAGAUUAAACAAAAGGGCCGUUGACACCACUUUAGAAAAACUAACUUGUGAAAUCCAAAUCUGCUGCAAAAUACAGUGCACAUGAACUUUAUUUUGAAUUAUUUUCCCAUUUGAAAUUUGAAUUCUUUUAUUUUGAAGUAGAAUGUUUCCCCAAGUUUGAAUUAGUUGCCCUUUUCACCCCGGAGCAUAUAAAUGGGUUCCAGAGAAGGCAGAGAUAGUUUGGUUUCAUUUAACACAAGCCAUUUGCGUUAGGCAGCAUCGAGCUCUGUGCUUCUCUGGGAAUACUUAUGACCAUGGGUGGUAAGCAGUGUCUCAAUCCAAUGUCCAGGACUUGCGUGUUUUAUAAAUACUCAGUCGCACUAACGGAUGACCUGAUCUUGUAAUUCGUUUACCAGACGUCAGUUGACUGCUUUAACUUAAAAAACUAAAACCCUGGAAGGCUCUAGUUUUUACCAACAUGUUACGAUGGUCAGUGAAAAUGCACAGUUUUUCAUGAUCUGAUCAACUGCUUUUGCCCUGAUGGCACUGCAGUAGUAAUGUAGCCUGACCUACAUCAGGAAACGCUGUAAUCAAUGAUGCAUAUUGAAGUGAAUGAAAUGCCCCAUGUUGGGUUAGCCGUCUCUUCACAACUCAUUUUGAGUAACAACUCAUUGCGAGAAGCAGAGUGAAUACUCACGGGUGCGUUUCCUUCUGCUAAAAUUGGGGCCUCAUGUGUAAAGUAAUACUUGGGCCACAUAAUCCUGUAUUCGACAAAAUGCUUGAACACCGUGUGAUUUAUAUUGGAGGACUUUGCCAAAUUGUAAGUACUUUUCUUAAACCUAAAUCUACUCAAGAUUUUUAUGGAUGAAUUGUUUUAUGCAUACGUAAGUAGAGCAAUAAUUUUUUUUUACUCCUUGCCAGUUAGAUUUGUUCUGUUUCUUACUUUGUCUUCAACAUCUAUAAACCCUCAAGUUCUAAUUAAUGCAAAUUCUUUAGUGCAGUAGGUUAUUUUAGCAGCUGAGAUUUGUAACCUUGUAAAGAAAAAGAGAUUGGUAAAAAGGCUCCAGUAAAAAAAUGGAAUAGGCUCUUAGGUGUUGCCAGGAUGAGGGAAUAGCUUUGGGGGAGGGGAGGGGGUGAACUACCAGGAUGAGGGAAUAGCUUUGGGGGAGGGGAGGGGGUGAACUAACAGUAGUAAACUGACAAAAUGUCGGUGGUUGGGUCAGUUCUGAGGCAUGUUUGUGAUAAUUGAUUUCUGUUCUUUUGUUUCCUCGUCUCUCUCUCGUUUUUCAAAUUUUCCUGAGUGAUCCCCCCCCCAGUCUUAUGAAUACGCACCGCGUAGUUAACCCAGAAUGCUGCUCUGAAAUAGUCAAAUCUGCAGCCAAGUAGUUAAAAGCAGACUCCCUCUUGCAAAUGGCCUGUAAGAAUCAUUUUCUCCUAACACAAAAUCUGCCAAGGAGAACUUGUCUACAUGUACACUAAUGGAAAUAUCAAUGUUGUAUCAAGCACUCAGUCUUACAGUGCAAGGUUCAGACAAAUGGCCACAGGAACCAAACAGUUCCUGCCUUCCCCACCUCCCCUGACCAUGAAGAACCAUGGCAUAUUUGAACCUUUGGUCCAACAUUUUAUAGUGAAAAAAAAAGUAAAUUCAAUUCAUGUACAUAAAUUGAGGUGUUACAUAUGUGUAUAUAUUUUUGUCUUUUAUACAUGUCACAACGUUUGAUUUUUUAAAAUAUUGCUGAGUGGAGUCUCCUAUGAAAGGUUAUCAUGGACUGCGAGGCUUUCAAAAACAAAAGAAAAACAGUACUAUAGGUAAAUUGCUUUAUUUGUUUUUAUUAAGUUCUGAAAUAGUGGACACAGUAAUGAUGCAGUGUGUCGGUAGAGCUUGGUGCUGAAAUCAGAUCAGUGUAUCAAUCCACAAUUUGAAUAUUAGCCUGCUCAUGGAUAUGCAAUAUGGGACUGGCACUGAAUGAAUACUAAAUUCCGAUAACUUGGUCAGAGCAGAGAGGAAGGACACAGGAGUUUGAACUGUCUGGGCUGUAAAAGCUGGCCCAUUACCGCUUUCUAGCAUGCCCGUUAUGUCCAGAGCACGGUGAGCGCUAGCUACGCACCAUCUGUUUCACAACCACAAAACCCCUUUGUACCCUAUGAUCGCCGCCGCAAUUUGUCGCUGGUAGUCUGGUAAACUUUGUGCACUAAGGUAUAGGAAAUUGAAUGUUUAUGCAUUUGUCGGUGCUUGGUAUGAUCUCAUGACAACAUCAAAUUUAAUGCUUACGCAGUGGCUUCCAUUACGCUGUGUGCCCUAAAUCUAUAUGUGCAGUCUUUGCCCUUAUUGAGCACUUUCUUCUGGAGUAAUUUCUGGAAUAAAUAGCCCAGUUGUUUACAAGA